Mustela erminea (ermine) is the source of this 2500-nucleotide messenger RNA. It is a transcript of the gene EFNB1, whose product is annotated as ephrin B1. The record is from RefSeq and is a predicted model, not a curated record. The transcript is spliced from 5 exons. Gene Ontology annotation, biological process: axon guidance; ephrin receptor signaling pathway. Lineage: Eukaryota; Metazoa; Chordata; Mammalia; Carnivora; Mustelidae. Gene Ontology annotation, cellular component: plasma membrane. The coding region runs from base 21 to 1061 and encodes 346 amino acids. Gene Ontology annotation, molecular function: ephrin receptor binding.
UGCAGCCUGCUCCUGGGAAGAUGGCCCGGCCUGGGCAGCGUUGGCUUGGCAAGUGGCUUGUGGCGAUGGUCGUGUUGGCACUGUGCCGGCUCGCCACGCCGCUGGCCAAGAACCUGGAGCCCGUGUCCUGGAGCUCCCUCAACCCCAAGUUCCUGAGUGGGAAGGGCCUGGUGAUCUACCCAAAGAUUGGAGACAAGCUGGACAUCAUCUGCCCCCGAGCGGAAGCAGGGCGGCCCUACGAGUACUAUAAGCUGUACCUGGUGCGACCGGAGCAGGCGGCUGCUUGCAGCACUGUGCUUGACCCCAAUGUGCUGGUCACCUGCAAUCGGCCAGAGCAGGAGAUCCGCUUCACCAUUAAGUUCCAGGAGUUCAGCCCCAACUACAUGGGCCUGGAGUUCAAGAAGCACCAUGAUUACUACAUUACCUCUACAUCCAAUGGGAGCCUGGAGGGACUGGAAAACCGGGAGGGAGGCGUGUGCCGUACACGCACCAUGAAGAUCGUCAUGAAGGUUGGGCAAGACCCCAAUGCUGUGACGCCUGAGCAGCUGACCACCAGCCGGCCCAGCAAGGAGGCAGACAACACUAUCAAGAUGGCCACGCAGGCCCCCAGCGGCCGGGGUUCCCUGGGUGACUCUGACGGCAAGCAUGAGACUGUGAACCAGGAAGAGAAAAGCAGCCCCGGGGCAAGCGGAGGUGGCAGUGGGGACCCCGACAGCUUCUUCAACUCCAAGGUGGCAUUGUUCGCAGCCGUUGGCGCUGGCUGUGUCAUCUUCCUGCUCAUCAUCAUUUUCCUGACAGUUCUGUUACUCAAGCUGCGCAAACGGCACCGGAAGCACACCCAGCAGCGGGCGCCCGCCCUCUCCCUCAGUACCCUGGCCAGUCCCAAGGGGGGCAGUGGCACGGCGGGCACCGAGCCCAGCGACAUCAUCAUCCCCUUACGGACUACAGAGAACAACUACUGCCCCCACUACGAGAAGGUGAGUGGGGACUACGGGCACCCUGUCUACAUCGUCCAGGAGAUGCCACCCCAGAGCCCAGCGAACAUCUACUACAAGGUCUGAGGGCCCAGCGCAGCCUCGGGUCCCCAAGAGACAGUCGGCCAGGACUGCAUCUCUCCUUUGUCCCCCACACUCCCUCCCCUGACCAGCUGUGCCCACCUUUGUAUUUAGUUUUGUAGUUUCUUGGCUUUUAUAAUCCCCCUUUUGCCCUGCCCCCUGGGCUUCGGAGGGGGGUGCUUGUGCCCCCAGCCCCCACGCUCUUGUGCCUUCCCCCUCUGGCCAGGCCUCUGGGCUCUGCAGGGGCGCCCCUUCUUGGAGGGCAGGGUUGGACGCUGAUGGACAGCAGGCAGGAAGAUGCCCCCCCGGCUCUGCCCCCCUUCCGCCUUCCCCCCUUUCCCAGGACGGUUUGUCCACUAUGAUCACUGUUUUUAAUGUUUUUGUGUUCAUUUUUUAGCUGUCAACUCAUUUUCAUCUGUUUUUUAAAGAAAAAUGGAAAAAUGUAAAAGCCAGCCCCUCCUUGGGCUUUCUGAGCCUGGCCCAGCCCAGUUUAAGGGAAAAAGGGCAGGAUAUGGCCAGCCAGGAAUCAUAGGAUGGUAUCUCUUUUAUAAACUCCUUGGUGUUUGGGGGAGGGGUGGCUUGGCCAGAGCUAUUCUUGCCCAGGAGGGAAGAUGAGAGUGCCAUUGGGCAAAGCAUCUCACCCUGCCCUCCUGACCCUCCUUCUACAAAGCUGAUCUUGGCAAUGGGGUAGUGGCUGCCACCCUUCCACCACCCCCCUCAAAAAAAAAAAAAAAAAAAAAAAACCUCUUCCUUGUGGGAUUCUUGGGCAUCUCCUGCCUCCCUCACUCUCACGGUAAUUAACGUCUUAAUUGGCUGUUGCCUGGGGAACAGGAGAGCUGCUGCAGGCAAAUGACCUCAUGGGGGUGGAGGGAGGUGAGGUGCCCAGGUGGCUAUUUGCCCUGCAGAGCUGGGAGUUCCCCCUCCCCCUCCCAGUCCUGUUCUCUUCUCACCUUUGGCAUCCUUUGGCCUAGUGGGAAACAGAGGCCCAGGGCAGAGACCUAAGCGGGUAUAAAGCCAGGUGGCCUGCUCCUUUUCUGGGCUCUAGCACAGGCAGGUGUCCCCCUCAACCCAGCUUCCCCUGGCCCCUCCAAUCUUGGGCCAGGGCCUGGAAAGAGGAAGAGGCUGCCCAGGGCUGGGCCAGCACGCCGUGCACUUUGACCCCGGUUCCUUGCCAGCACGGCUGCUAACAGACUGCCACUGGAGUGCGCUUUGUAGGCGCUCCCCAAGUGGCCAUGGAAGGAGCUGGGCCUAUCACCACCCACCUCUAUACUGCCUCCUGGCCAGCUGCCCACCCCAGUGCCAGGUGGGAAAGGGAGCGAAACAGCCAGCCCCUUCCAGGUGGCAGUUGGAAGGUUUUUUGUUUUUGUUUCUGUUGCCAUUUGUGUAAAUACUAGUCUUUUUGGAAGAAAUAAUGUAAAGAUGUUUUGUAUAAACUCUGAAUUAUU